CACGCGGCGGCAGGGUAUAAAGAGGCGGCGCCGAGCGAUACUCCAGCGGCAGAGGCAGCUCCGGCAGCGGAGAGAGAGACGCGCGGCGCGGACCGAACGCAGGGACGUAGCCGGCCCCUCUUCGCCUUCUCCCGCAGGGCCCUCCGCUAUUACCGCAAGGCCCCGACCGGCCACGCAAACAGCCGACAUGAUGUACCAGGGCUUCGCUGGGGAGUACGAGGCGCCUUCCUCCCGCUGCAGCAGCGCUUCCCCGGCCGGGGACAGCCUCACCUACUACCCGUCCCCGGCGGACUCUUUUUCCAGCAUGGGUUCCCCCGUCAACUCGCAGGAUUUCUGCACCGACCUGGCCGUGUCCAGCGCCAACUUCGUGCCCACCGUGACGGCCAUCUCCACCAGUCCCGACCUGCAGUGGCUGGUGCAGCCCACCCUCAUCUCCUCAGUCGCCCCAUCUCAGAACCGCGGGCACCCCUACGGCGUCCCGGCGCCCGCCCCCCCCGCCGCCUAUUCCCGCCCCGCCGUGCUGAAGGCGCCGGGCGGCCGCGGGCAGAGCAUCGGACGAAGGGGCAAAGUCGAGCAGCUGUCCCCGGAGGAGGAGGAAAAGAGGAGGAUCCGCCGGGAGAGGAACAAGAUGGCAGCGGCCAAGUGCCGCAACCGGCGGCGGGAGCUCACCGAUACGCUGCAGGCGGAGACGGACCAGCUGGAGGAGGAGAAGUCCGCUCUGCAGGCAGAGAUAGCCAACCUGCUGAAGGAGAAGGAAAAGCUGGAGUUCAUCCUGGCGGCGCACCGGCCAGCCUGCAAGAUGCCCGAGGAGCUGCGCUUCUCUGAGGAGCUAGCGGCCGCCACUGCACUGGACCUGGGCGCACCCAGCCCCGCCGCGGCCGAGGAGGCCUUUGCCCUGCCGCUGAUGACCGAAGCGCCGCCGGCCGUGCCGCCCAAGGAGCCCAGCGGCAGCGGGCUGGAGCUGAAGGCCGAGCCCUUCGACGAGCUGCUUUUCUCCACGGGGCCGCGGGAGGCCUCCCGCUCGGUGCCUGACAUGGACCUGCCCGGGGCCUCAUCCUUCUACGCGUCGGACUGGGAGCCGCUGGGUGCUGGGAGCGGUGGGGAGCUGGAGCCUCUCUGCACCCCUGUGGUGACCUGCACCCCGUGCCCUAGCACCUACACCUCCACCUUUGUCUUCACCUAUCCCGAGGCGGACGCCUUCCCCAGCUGUGCUGCUGCGCACCGGAAGGGCAGCAGCAGCAACGAGCCCUCGUCUGACUCCCUCAGCUCCCCCACCCUGCUGGCCUUGUGAGGGGCUCGCCCCGCACUGACUGACCUGCCGGGCCCCCUCCCCUGCCCACGCACCCCCAUGGACUCGCCACGCCCCCCAGGGCCUGGGGAGGGCACUGCUGCUGCCACCCCCCUGUCCAGCCGGGGCCCGGGGCCUGGUGGAGUGCCUGGGCCCAUACCUCCUCCAGAGAUGUAGCAAACCGCAUGGAGUUUGUCUUGUCCCCAACGGCCCAUCUGUGAGAGCUGGUAGUCUGUAGCAUGUCCCACAUGGCUGGGUUGGUGACUCCCCCCCUCCUUAGUAUCACUAGCAUUAACUAAUUAAUCCCUUGGUUUUAAAUGAUUGGAAUUAACCUGGUGCUGGGUAUCUCCAACUUGUAUCUAGUGCAGCUGAUUAACAAUAACUACUGUGUUCCUGGCAAUAUCGUGUUCUGAUGACUUAGCAAUGACCCAUCUUACGUGGGGGGGGAAAGAGACUCUAUUUUAUUUUCUAGUAGGUAGAUGAAUAGCUAUAUCCAUGUACUGUAGUUCUACAUCGAUGUUCAUUGUAACUUUACUGAUCAUGCAUUGUUGAGGUGGUCUGAAUGUUCUGACAUAAGUUUUCCAUGAAAACGUUUUUAUUGUGUUUUUAAUUUAUUUAUUAAGAUGGAUUCUCAGAUAUUUAUAUUUUUAUUUUAUUUUUUUCUACCUUGAGGUCUUUUUUGACAUGUGGAAAGUGAAUUUGGAUGAAACUUAAGCAUUGUUUGCUUAUUAUUGUUCAGAGACAUUGUCAAUAAAAGCAUUUAAGUUGA
Lagopus muta (rock ptarmigan) is the source of this 2057-nucleotide messenger RNA. It is a transcript of the gene FOS, whose product is annotated as Fos proto-oncogene, AP-1 transcription factor subunit. Lineage: Eukaryota; Metazoa; Chordata; Aves; Galliformes; Phasianidae. The transcript is spliced from 4 exons. Gene Ontology annotation, biological process: regulation of transcription by RNA polymerase II. The record is from RefSeq and is a predicted model, not a curated record. The coding region runs from base 188 to 1291 and encodes 367 amino acids. Gene Ontology annotation, cellular component: nucleus. Gene Ontology annotation, molecular function: RNA polymerase II cis-regulatory region sequence-specific DNA binding; DNA-binding transcription factor activity, RNA polymerase II-specific.